Molecule: messenger RNA, 2133 nt
Organism: Gasterosteus aculeatus aculeatus (three-spined stickleback)
Lineage: Eukaryota; Metazoa; Chordata; Actinopteri; Perciformes; Gasterosteidae
Gene: vta1
Product: vesicle (multivesicular body) trafficking 1
Biological process (GO): late endosome to vacuole transport via multivesicular body sorting pathway
Cellular component (GO): multivesicular body
Source: RefSeq, a predicted model, not a curated record
UCCUAUUGGUUGACACACGCGGAAGUGAACACUAGCUAACAACAACUCUUCUGGACGCGGAUGUCUUCUGGACUCUCGCGGAGAAGACAUGGCGUUACCGGUCCAGCUCAGAGCCAUCCAGCACUACCUGCGGACCGCUCAGGAACACGAGAAACGGGACCCGGUCGUGGCUUACUACUGUCGGCUCUACGCCAUGCAGACCGGCAUGAAGCUGGACAGCAAGACGCCCGAGUGCAGGAAGUUCUUGGUGAAGCUCAUGGACCAGCUGGAGACGAUGAAGAAGGAGCUGGGUGAGAACGACUCCAUCAGUCAGGAGGUGGUGGGUAACGCCCACGUCGAAAACUAUGCCUUAAAGAUGUUCCUCUACGCCGACAACGAGGACCGGCAGGGACGCUUCCACAAGAACAUGAUCAAGUCCUUCUACUCUGCCAGUCUGCUGCUGGACGUCCUGUCUGUGUUCGGGGAAUUGUCGGAGGAGAACAUCCAGCACAGGAAGUACGCCCGCUGGAAGGCCACCUACAUCCACAACUGUCUGAAGAACGGGGAGACGCCUCAGGCCGGACCCAUCGGCAUGGAGGAGGACGGGGAAGAAGACUACGGAGCUGAAGGCUUCUCCCACGGGGCGUCCUUUAGGGGAGGGCCGCCUGCAGGCUCCUUCGAGGAACACGACCCGAGUCUGGGUCCAGGUGCCGGACCGGGGAUCGGCUUUGGUCCCGGAUCGGGUCCGCCUGGUCCCCCAAACACCAACUUCAAUAACAUCCACAUCCCACCGGGGGCCCACGCACCGGCCAACACUCCCGCCGAGCUGCCCCCCCCUGCAGAAGCGGUGAAACCAGUGCCUGUUCCCCGGUCGGUGCUUCUGGUGUCCCCCCCCCCUCAGCAGCAGGGCGGCGUUCACCUCACCGCGGAGGACUUCACGAAGGCCCAGAAGUACUGCAAGUACGCAGGCAGCUCGCUGCAGUACGAGGACGUGGACACGGCCGUCGAGAACCUCCAGAAGGCCCUGAAGCUCCUCACCACCGGGAGAGAAUGAGGCCUCUGUGCUCGGUCUGACACACACACAGGGAGAGAGACACGCACACGCACACACACACACACACACACACACACAGGGAGAAAGAGACACGCACUAAGAGACAUACACAUAGAGACGCAGGGAGCGUUGGUGGAGAACCUGAUGGAGAUCAGCGUGUAACAAUGGCCGCCUGUGUCUGGACCGACUGCUUAUUAAUUAUUAGAAGGCAGAGAUCAAAGCUGUUGGCGACGUGUUUCAGACGCUUCUCUUCUGUCACACACUUUAACUUUUGUUAAAAUAAUCUUCUUUUCAUUGAAAUUUCUCCUUUCUGGCUUUUCCAAAAUGAAAAUAAAACCAGGCUGUGGAAGUCUUUCUGUGGUCGAGUUUCACCGUCGGCACGUGACGCGAUGCAUGAAACCCAUUAGCCAGCUGGCUCGUUAGCUUAGCAUAAAGACAGGAAGUAAAGGGAACUCAGCUACCUGUUGUUGUUUUUUCUCCUCCUGAUCAAUUUGUGUUGGAGAGCAGAGACUCGAUGUGAAUCUAGCUCCCCCCCACUGCCCCAGACUUUAUGCUAAGCUAGGCUAAUUACGGUUCCACAGCCUUCCCUUUGAAGUGUUAUCAAAGGUUUCCCUUCCUCUUGGGACCGGUAAUAUUUCGGAGGUGUUUUGUUCUAAUGUCGCGUAACAAAAGUAAAAUAAAAAACUGACUCUUGACCUCUUGACCUCCCGUCAUCGUUACCACGGCGUCUCCUUUUCCUCCGGUAACCAUAGAAACGGGAGGAACGUGUGAGAGAAUGCCGUAUCACUGUAAAGGGGGCACGUGGUUAGCCAACAUGCUACUUGAUGGGCUAACGAUGAGAAACGUUUUAUUAUCUUUAUUGUGAUUCUACUUUAAUUUAACUUUAACGUUUUUCUUUUUCACAAAAUCUCACCUUUUGUUUACAAGCUCAGACGCCAUUUCCCUCAAAUACGUUUUAAUUUCAUCACUUUUUCUGUAAAUGUUGAUUAUAUCUGGGCGGCCAUCUUUUUCUCUGGUUUAUUGUUAUUUAACGUUGAAGUUCCUUCAUUAACAUUUGAUCUGAUGGACUCAGUUUGAAUAAAAUAUUGGAGAUGACACUC